Molecule: messenger RNA, 2097 nt
Organism: Lasiosphaeria miniovina
Lineage: Eukaryota; Fungi; Ascomycota; Sordariomycetes; Sordariales; Lasiosphaeriaceae
Product: helix-loop-helix DNA-binding domain-containing protein
Exons: 2
Coding region: 1-2097 (698 amino acids)
Molecular function (GO): protein dimerization activity
Source: RefSeq, a predicted model, not a curated record
AUGGCCAUGAUGGACUCGUCGGCAUGGAAUGUAUCGGAUCACCCGAUGCAUCCCACAACCGACGAUGACUUCCAGCAGUUCCUAGACAUGAACGGGAUGAGCAACCUGGCCGACAGCUUGAGCUACGAGUUCCAGGACUUUCAGUCUCCGGCCGGUGCCCACUUGCUGCAGGCCUCCUCUUCUCGCGACCACCACCUCGACACUCCCAUGAGCGGCACCGACACCCCAAUCCUACUAUCGCGAGCCGAGUCGGCGCUCCAGCAUCAGAUUCCCGCCAUAACAACCAGUGCCUCUUUCCAGACCAUUCCGGCCACCAUGAUGCCGCCUCCCACCCCCAGCGAGGCCAUUGUCGACAGCAUCGAUGCCCAGAUCCAGUUCCUCCAGCAGCAAAAGUUACAGCAUCAGCAACGGCAGAUCGAGGAGCAGCAGGCCGCAUUCUUCGUCCGCCAUCAAGACCGCAUGGUACCUCCUACCCCUCAGAGUAUGGACCUCCAAGCUGGGACCAACCAGUUCUUCUCCCAACCCAACGGAACGGAUCAACACCAGCAGCAGCACCAGCAGCAGACACCGGGGAUAGAUUACCGGUACCAGAGGCUGAAAGAGCAGCAGGAUAUGUCAUUCACGCCAUUGGUGUCGCCAGCAGUGACCCCGCUCGAGACACAUUUCCCAAUUGAUAACCAGUUUACCGUCCCGGGAGCUUACUUCAGCCCGUUGUCUUCGCCGGCACUUCACGCGCAGAACGAUUCGAUGGCCAUAUUCAAUCAAAGACACGGCGCCGCGACGACGAGCUCGCCAGGAGACAUGGACCUGGAAACAACGGGACCCCCCUUGCCGAACCCCGGUUUGGGAGAUUUAGCCAAGAAGAUCCGAAAGAACGCGUCAAAGGCAAGAAGCAAGGUGGGCGUCAAGCAAUCGCCAAUCUCUAAGCCGAUGAGAAGGAAAACCACAACUACGCCAACUAUGAACGCACUUGUGCUGAGUGACCUUGUCGAAAGUGCCGAGCAAGGCCCAGAUCGCCACCCCCAGUCAUGUACGCCGCUGGUCCAGACCUCGGCUUCAUCCACGACAGGGGCAACGGACUCGGAAAACGGAUCGGUUUCUCCUCAAGCGCUGAACGACAUGAUGCCGAUAGAGAUGCCGCCCCCUCCGAUCCCAAAACCACGAUCUGCGAAGCCCUCUCCUUAUAUCGCGCCGCAAAGCAGUGGUGUUAGCACCGGCCUCCAGACUCUCCAGCCGGGGGCCUUGUCGCCGGCAACACCUGCAUCGCUGAUGAAACUAAGCUCCCCGAAUAACCGCAAUUCAAUGGGGGGCACCAGCAGCCAAGACCCAGGCGACACGGAACACAUUGAGAGUUUUGAACUCCCAGAGCCUGCUAGCGCCCCAAAGCCGGCCCGGCCUUCGGUGAUCACACGAACGCCAACUCUAUCGGCGCCAGAUGCUAACCCCGUCAAGACGCCAGGCCUCACACCACUUCCGUCUCCUCGGUCGGCGAGGCCGCCGGCGACAACGCCGACAACGCAAAGCCCGCAGUUGAUGAUGAGGCCUGGGUCGGAGACGAGGAAGACGCCGUUGCUGUUGCCGAGGGGGAGCAAGAAGCGGCCGAGCGUGAGCUCGGUUCAGGUUUCGCCAGCGUUACGGCCCAAGAUCUCGCCCAACAUCAAGCCGUUACUGCCGGGAGGGGCCUCGGCCGAGGACACGGCUUCGCAUCUCUUGGCGACAAAGUCCAACUACCAACGCAUCCUCGAGGGCAACACGGUGCCCGGCGUGUCGUAUCCGAGCGAGCUGUCGACAAAUCUGACGUCAAAGCGGACGUCGCACAAGAUUGCGGAGCAGGGACGGCGGAACCGAAUCAACUCGGCACUUCAGGAGAUUGCCACCCUGUUGCCUCAGGCACCUAAAGACAUCAAGGAGAGCAAAGAGAGCGAGGGAGAUUCGGACAACAAGAAGGACAAGUCGGGCAACAGCGUGCCGAACAGCAAGGCCAGCACGGUGGAGCUAGCCAUCGAGUAUAUCAAACAGCUACAGCAAGAGGUUGUAGAGGCCAACCGGAGAGCCGAGGAGGCGGAGAAGAGGCUCGGGCUAAAGAUGGUCGAGUGA